Cavia porcellus (domestic guinea pig) is the source of this 2683-nucleotide messenger RNA. RefSeq names its product cryptochrome circadian regulator 1 (gene Cry1). Gene Ontology annotation, biological process: negative regulation of DNA-templated transcription; circadian regulation of gene expression; entrainment of circadian clock by photoperiod. Gene Ontology annotation, molecular function: DNA binding; FAD binding. Gene Ontology annotation, cellular component: nucleus; cytoplasm. The coding region runs from base 305 to 2065 and encodes 586 amino acids. The transcript is spliced from 13 exons. The record is from RefSeq and is a predicted model, not a curated record. Lineage: Eukaryota; Metazoa; Chordata; Mammalia; Rodentia; Caviidae.
CGCCUGGCAGUCCCGUCUCUGUGCCCGCGUCCGGCGACUCCCCUCGGGCGGACGCGGCGGCAAGGUCUUGGGCACGCGCGUCCCCGUGCUGUCGGUGCCCGCCGGAGCCCCGGGCCGUGGAGUUAUGCGUGUCCCGCGGGCGGGCGCGACGGGCGCGGGCUCCUGAGGGCGGCGCGCGCGGACCUGGGUUCGAGCCCGGGCCACCCGGCUCGGCUGCCCUUGCCUCGGCCCCCCCGCAGCGGGCAUGCGCCGGGCCCCGAGCCCCUGACUCGAGGGCAGUGGGCGGCGGACGGCGGCGCCUGGCAUGGGGGUGAACGCCGUGCACUGGUUCCGCAAGGGGCUGCGGCUCCACGACAACCCCGCGCUGAAGGAGUGUAUCCGGGGCGCCGACACCAUCCGCUGCGUCUACAUCCUUGACCCCUGGUUCGCCGGCUCCUCCAACGUGGGCAUCAACAGGUGGCGGUUUCUGCUUCAGUGUCUUGAGGAUCUGGACGCCAAUCUACGCAAGCUAAAUUCUCGCCUGUUUGUGAUUCGCGGACAGCCAGCAGAUGUGUUUCCCCGGCUUUUCAAGGAGUGGAAUAUUACUAAGCUGUCAAUUGAGUAUGACUCAGAGCCCUUUGGAAAGGAACGGGAUGCGGCGAUUAAGAAACUGGCCUCAGAAGCCGGCGUGGAAGUCAUCGUGCGAAUCUCGCACACAUUGUAUGACCUGGACAAGAUCAUAGAGCUGAACGGUGGACAGCCGCCUCUGACUUACAAAAGAUUUCAGACACUGAUCAGCAAAAUGGAGCCGCUGGAGAUUCCAGUAGAGACGAUCACUUCGGAAGUGGUAGAAAAGUGUGUGACUCCUUUGUCUGACGACCAUGACGAGAAAUACGGAGUCCCUUCCCUGGAGGAGCUCGGUUUCGACACUGACGGCCUGCCCUCUGCAGUGUGGCCAGGAGGAGAAACUGAAGCCCUCACACGUUUGGAAAGGCAUUUGGAGAGAAAAGCGUGGGUGGCAAACUUUGAAAGACCUCGGAUGAACGCUAACUCCCUGCUCGCCAGCCCAACCGGGCUCAGCCCGUACCUCCGGUUUGGCUGUCUGUCCUGUCGGCUGUUUUACUUCAAGCUAACAGAUCUCUACAAAAAGGUGAAGAAGAACAGUUCCCCUCCCCUUUCUCUGUAUGGGCAACUGCUGUGGCGUGAAUUUUUCUACACAGCAGCAACAAACAAUCCUCGCUUUGAUAAGAUGGAAGGAAACCCCAUCUGUGUGCAGAUUCCUUGGGAUAGGAAUCCCGAGGCGCUGGCCAAGUGGGCCGAGGGCCGGACGGGCUUUCCGUGGAUCGACGCCAUCAUGACCCAGCUCCGCCAGGAGGGCUGGAUUCACCACCUGGCCAGGCACGCGGUCGCCUGCUUCCUGACGCGGGGGGACCUGUGGGUGAGCUGGGAAGAAGGGAUGAAGGUGUUUGAAGAAUUGCUGCUUGAUGCGGACUGGAGCAUCAAUGCUGGGAGCUGGAUGUGGCUGUCGUGCAGUUCCUUUUUCCAGCAGUUUUUCCACUGCUAUUGCCCUGUUGGUUUCGGUAGGAGGACAGAUCCCAAUGGAGACUAUAUCAGGCGUUAUUUGCCUGUCCUGAGAGGCUUCCCUGCGAAAUACAUCUAUGACCCCUGGAACGCACCAGAAGGCAUCCAGAAAGUAGCCAAGUGUUUGAUCGGGGUGAACUACCCCAAGCCCAUGGUGCACCACGCCGAGGCCAGCCGCCUGAACAUCGAGCGGAUGAAGCAGAUCUACCAGCAGCUGUCCCGGUACCGGGGGCUAGGUCUUCUUGCAUCAGUGCCUUCCAAUCCCAAUGGCAAUGGAGGCCUCUUGGGCUACGCUCCGGGAGAGAGUACGCCAGGCAGCGGCGGCGGAAGUUGCGUCCCCGGGAGCAGCAGCGCGGGAGUCUCGCACUGUGCGCAGGGAGAAGCUCCGCAGGCGCCGCCAGGGCGCGACCCCGCGGGCCCUGGGCUGGGCGGUGGGAAGCGGCCCAGUCAGGAGGAGGACGCGCAGAGCACUGGUCACAAGAUCCAGCGGCAGAGCCCCGACUGAGAGAACAUUUGGAAGGAAUACUGUUGCAGCUGAAAUUGACCAGAGAUCAGUACAUUUCAAUUAAAUUAUUUAAAACUAUUCUUCAUCAAUGGAAAACGGUUACAUUUUUGAAUGCAUUAUUUCUAAUGACAUUUCUUUGGUUUGUAACUUUUAAUGAAUUUCACAUAGGACAAGUGGUAAUUUGUAUAUAAAGAACUUGGUAAAAGAAUUUGCUUAAUGUAAAUACAGUCACAAUUAGUAUAGACCCAUCAAUAUAUUUUUGAUAAUUUUUCAUGUAUGGUAAAAAUUUAAGUUGCAAACUGAUACUCUAAAACUCAAACGUUUUGAGAGUGAAUGUGGGAAAAUAGAGGAGGUUUUUAGACUUUCUUAAAAUACUUUGUUAAGUUUUAGGACAAAAUUUUCUCAACUACAUUAUCUGACCUAACUUUGGACUCUUUGAUAACAAUGUUUAGAACUACACAUGAUCAGCAUUAGUAGGUGUCGCCUGUUGACACACUGUGCUCUCAACUCCGUGUGUGCCUCAGCUGUGGAAGGACUGUGCGCCGUCGUCUCCUGUCUCCGUUUCUGUUCAUUUGUAGCUAAAGUGACUUUGUUAUUAAAGAACAUGCAAAUACAGAA